UCAAACCAUUUCUCCCUUCGUUUCUUCUCCCAACUUUACAAAAUUUCCCCAUUCUCGUCGGAGCUGCUGCGUAAAAUAAUGGCGACCGGUUUGAUUCGGAGGGCGGUUUCGGCUUCCAGAGUGGCGCCGUCUGCUCGCUACGUCGCCGCUCGGCUUCACGCGUCGGAAGUGGAGGCGCAGAAGGUUGAGCCGAAGGCCAGUGGCGAGACGAAUCUGAAGAAGUUUCAAAUCUAUCGUUGGAACCCCGACCAGCCUUCGAAACCUCAACUUAAGGAGUACGAUAUCAAUCUCAAGGACUGUGGUCCCAUGGUCCUGGACGCGCUCAUCAAAAUCAAGAACGAGAUCGAUCCUACGCUCACUUUCCGCCGCUCUUGCCGUGAAGGUAUCUGCGGCUCCUGCGCGAUGAACAUCGACGGUUGUAAUGGCCUCGCGUGUUUGACGAAGAUCUCGUCGGUAGGCGAGUCGACGAUCACGCCGUUACCGCACAUGUUUGUGAUUAAGGAUUUGGUGGUUGAUAUGACCAACUUUUAUAACCAGUAUAAGAGCAUUGAGCCAUGGCUGAAGAGGAAGAAUCCGCCGGAGGUUCCGGGGAAAGAGAUUCUGCAGAGUAAGAAAGAUAGGGCGAAGUUGGAUGGGAUGUAUGAGUGUAUACUGUGCGCUUGCUGUAGCACAUCGUGUCCCAGCUACUGGUGGAACCCUGAGAGUUAUCUCGGCCCGGCUGCUUUGCUCCACGCUAAUAGGUGGAUAAGUGAUAGCCGAGAUGAAUACACUAAAGAACGAUUGGAAGCAAUCAAUGACGAGUUUAAGCUGUACCGCUGCCAUACCAUUUUGAAUUGUGCCCGUGCCUGCCCCAAAGGUUUGAAUCCUGGGAAGCAGAUUAUAAAUAUCAAGUCACUUCAGCACUAAAGGGUGGUGUCUCUGCUUUAAGUGUCAGGUUUUAUGAAAGGUUGCUAUGACCUGCCAACUAAAUUGUUACAGUUAAUAAUUUGCAGAUUGAUGUAUCAUGUAUCCCAUUUUUACUUUGUUGGGAUUAAAUUUGAAGGUGGUUGUCGUUCUUUCUAAAUAAAUGUUUAUAGAACUUCUGAGCGCAUGUUAUCUCGGGAUGUGAUGUGUUUACUUUUUGCCCAUUUUACA
Molecule: messenger RNA, 1134 nt
Organism: Pistacia vera
Lineage: Eukaryota; Viridiplantae; Streptophyta; Magnoliopsida; Sapindales; Anacardiaceae
Product: succinate dehydrogenase [ubiquinone] iron-sulfur subunit 2, mitochondrial
Exons: 2
Coding region: 79-906 (275 amino acids)
Biological process (GO): respiratory electron transport chain; tricarboxylic acid cycle; aerobic respiration
Cellular component (GO): mitochondrion
Molecular function (GO): 2 iron, 2 sulfur cluster binding; electron transfer activity
Source: RefSeq, a predicted model, not a curated record